AUGACGUUUACCACGACAAAUGAGGCCAAGCCUAUCUAUCGCGAUGGCUCAAAGUCGAUUGAUGAAAGGAUCGCUGAUCUACUUGGUCGCAUGACUCUCGCUGAAAAGGCUGGGCAGCUUUUUCAUAGCAUGCUUCUUCCCGGGCAGGAUGGCUCGCUUGCUCCAGCAGAGCCCAACUUUGGCAUUGAAGAUACCAAAUUUCUUAUUUCCGAAAAGUACAUGAGCCAUUUCAAUCUUCUUGGUCCGGUACAAGACCCGUCAACGGUGGCCAGAUGGCAGAAUGCCCUCCAAGAACAUGCGUUAACUCAAACUCGCUUGGGAAUACCGAUCACUAUCUCUUCCGAUCCCCGGAAUCAUUUCAACGAGAACGUGGGAACUGCGUUCUCCGCUGGUUCGCUGAGUUUAUGGCCUGAAACGUUAGGCUUUGCGGCAUUACGAGAUACAUGCCUUGUUGAACGUUUCGCCGAUAUCGCAAGGCAGGAAUACAUCGCAAUGGGCUUGCGGGUUUCUCUCCACCCCCAAGUUGACCUGGCAACGGAAUACCGCUGGGCCCGAAUCAAUACCACUUUCGGUGAGGAUGCCGAUCUAUCUGGAGAGCUUGUCCAAGCCUACAUCCGCGGCUUUCAGGGAGGUAAAGGUGUGUCCUCUACCAGCGUUUCGACCAUGACAAAGCACUUCCCGGGCGGAGGACCGCAGAUGAAUGGGGAGGACCCUCAUUUCACCUAUGGACGCGAGCAAAUUUAUCCAGGAAACAAUAUCGAAUAUCACCUUAAGCCCUUCAAGAAGGCAAUUGAGGCCGGUACUCGUCAUAUAAUGCCAUACUAUGGAAUGCCAGUCGGUACUGAAUUGGAGGAAGUUGGCUUCGCGUUCAACAAAGCCGUUAUGACGGGACUUCUGCGUGACAAGCUAGGUUUUGGUGGUAUAAUUUGCACCGACUGGGGCCUUCUCACAGAUGCUGUGAUUUUGGGACAGGAAAUGCCAGCACGGGCCUGGGGAUGUGAGAAUCUUACUGAACUAGAGAGAGCGAAGAAGAUCCUCGAUGCCGGUUGUGAUCAAUUCGGAGGUGAAACACGAACCGAUUUGAUUAUUCAAUUGGUCGAAGAGGGCCUAAUUCCUGAAUCUCGAAUUGAUAUAUCCGUGGACCGCAUCCUGCGAGAGAAAUUUGCCCUUGGUCUUUUUGAUAACCCAUUCGUUGAUGCAGAAGCUGCGGCAAAGAUCGUUGGGCAGCCUCAAUGGAAAGAAGAGGGUGAAGCAGCGCAGAGAAGGGCGUUUACUCUGUUGAAGAAUGUCGAUGGUAUUCUUCCACUCCGAAAGCAAGACUAUCAAGGCAAGAAGAUUUAUAUCGAAGGUGUCAGCCAGUCAGCUGCGAGGGCAAGGGGCUUCUCAUUAAGCUCCAUCGAUGAAGCAGACAUCGCCAUCAUGCGACUUCAGUGCCCAUUCGAACAUCGCCCUGGUGGUUUUGAGUCUCAUUUCCACGCCGGAUCCUUGGAGUUUUCUGAAACUGAGAAGGCUCGCCAAGCGAACGUCUUCUCUAAGGUUUCUAUUAGCAUUGUGGAUAUUUACCUCGACCGCCCACCAGUCAUUCCAGAGAUUGUUAACCAAGCCACCGCUUUGACGGUGAGCUAUGGUAGCAGCGAUAAUGCUUUCCUCGAUGUCAUUCUGGGAUCCAACGGGGCGAGACCAGAGGGAAAGCUUCCUUUCGACCUCCCUAGCAGUAUGGAAGCAGUUGAAAAGAGCAAGGAAGACCUACCCUAUGACACAGAAUUUCCACUCUUCAAAUUCGGACAGGGCCUAGAAUAUUCUUGA
This is a messenger RNA of Penicillium odoratum, 1806 nucleotides long. Its product is annotated as glycoside hydrolase family 3 protein. The record is from RefSeq and is a predicted model, not a curated record. The coding region runs from base 1 to 1806 and encodes 601 amino acids. Lineage: Eukaryota; Fungi; Ascomycota; Eurotiomycetes; Eurotiales; Aspergillaceae. Gene Ontology annotation, biological process: glucan catabolic process. The transcript has a single exon. Gene Ontology annotation, molecular function: beta-glucosidase activity.